AUGAAACCCUCGCCACUCGAUGGUUUAUUUUUCGUUAUUUAUGCUGUGGGCUCUGUUCUGGCUGAAACUCCAACGUCUGGGAACAAUAUAGACACUUCUGGAGAAAAUAAUUCCACGAUCAAAGACCCGAAAAUGUUGGUUUGUAUCCUUUUGGUGCUAAUUACUGUACUUUUUUUGCAAGCUUUUAAUAUAAUUAAGCUUAACUAAAAAUAUUCCACCUGAUAAGAACUUCUUUAAGAGACAGCGGGCUUAUUAGAGCUUAUUGUUACAGUUUCCUAUCUUCGCUCGCAGAUCGUGCAAUUUUUAAAGAAAAACGUGCUCAACAAGUCGUUGCUGCAGAGAGUAUUCUAAAGCUUGCUGAUUAUUCCAAGCAGUAUAAGAUGGUCGAAAUAGUACUUGAAAAAUUAUUUAAGGUAAUCAGUGUACCAAUUUACAAAUGCUACUUUUGACAUAAGUUCCUGAGUGAGAGUGCGGUAGAAAACGAAGACCUAAGACCCAAGACCCAUAAACGAAGACCCCCCUUAAAAUCACUUAUAAAUAUCUAGAAACGGGUAUCUCGACCUUUAAAGAUGUGUGAAAAAAAGCAAUAUCUUCAAUUAUACAAAAUUUCGACCAGGGUCUUCAUUUUCUACACAAUCCCCCCGGUGUGUAGAAAAUGAAGACCCCCCUCAAAAUCACUUGGAAACGGCUGAACACUGCUUUUAACGACUUCUAGACACCAAAGGAGUGUAAGAAACAACACAGCUCCUGACGAUUAAACCCAUGACAACAUUAAGAUCUCCCAAGUGACGUGGUUAUUUAAUGUCAGAAGAAAUCCAAAAUCCAUAUCUUACAAUGUAUGUAAUAUUUUCCUAAUUAAAUAUAUAUUGACUUUUCUAUGGAAAGUGUUUCUGUUUCAUUUUAGUUUUACUUUGUAGAAUUCAUCAUGAUAAUACUCAUUAAACUUGUGGUACAGUCAAACCUUGUUAACACAAACACUUAGGAGACCACAGAAAGUGUCCGUAGUAAGUGGAUUCAAUAUUUAAAGGGGAAGAUGUAAGACCUUUCUUUUUCCUAGGACAACUCUCCCUUGUGCUUGCACUCGUUGCAGUUUCUCACAUCCCUCCUUGUGAUGUUUAGAGUAGAACUGAAGAGCUGUGGAGAGUCUAGAAUUUUAUUGGAGAAGUGUUUCUCUUCUGUGCAGGGCUUUUCCGAAGGACACUGAAAUAAGUGGCUGGAGUGUGUGUGAUUUUCAUUUAUUAAGAUUUUGUAAAACAGCAGGUACUAACACGGGUUACAGGUUUUUUUUCGGUACAAAGUUAUUUCAAUACAAGUUUAUCGAGUGAAGUUGUAAUAUGAUUUCACAUACAAAAUACUUGGCUCAAAGAACAAAGAAUAUUCACACAAAAUGUGUUUUCUCGUUCAUGCACAAACUGGCCAUAAUAAGAACUCAGAAACAUUUCUAUCGUCAGUAAUAAAGACGUGACUGCGAGCAGAGACUUAAGACUCGUAUUUUUCAGAUAAAAAUGUUGACGCUGAUGGAAACAAGGCUGGACAUUAACCCCCUGACAACUCUAACAUCUCCAAGUGACACACACGGUUAUUUAAUGUCAUGGAAUGGGGCAUUUUGAUGGCUAUCACGGAAGACAUGACUUUGAACACUUUACAGCAAAGGAGCAGCUUCCACAAAAAACUUACACGAAGACCGCGGUAGAAAUUUUGUAUAAUUGAAAAUCGUAAUGAGCCGUGUUGUUUCUUACACUCCUUUAGUGUCUAGAAGUUGUUAAAAGCAGUGUCCAGCCGUUUCCAAGUGAUUUUGAGGGGAGUCUUCGUUUUCUACACACCAGGGGCUUGUGUAGAAAAGGAAGACCUUGGUCGAAAUUUUGUAUGAUUAAGAAUCGUCAGGAGUCAUUUUCUACACAGUCAUACAUUGUUUAGAAAACGAAGACCCUGGUCGAAAUUUUGUAUAAUUGAAGAUAUUGUUGUUUCUUACACAUCUAAGGUCGAGAUACCCGUUUCUGGAUAUUUAUAAGUGAUUUUGAGGGUGGUCUUCAUUUUUGGGUCUAAGGUCUUACGUCUUUGUUUUCUACCCACCCUCGUGAGUGAGGGCUCGAGCACCCAGCAAAUAACCUGACUUCUUAAUAAAAUCAGGGUUCUCUUGGGUUAGAGGGGUUGACCAUUGGAUUAGAUGUAGUAUCCCCAAUGAAGCAGUCUGCAGGGCACGUGCUUUAAUAUUUUAGUCAAACAAACACUCAGUACAUUUGUCAGUAGCUACCAUCUUUGAUCUCAAAAACGCUAGGAGAUUGGGCAUAGAGUACAAAUGUAAUGGCACUGUUCUAAACAAAUACUGGUAAAAUGAAGAUGCGGGAAGGGAAUUCUCACCUGUCUUCCCAAACCUCCCAGAUGUAUCACAAUCAAUAAUAACUGUUUUAAACCAAGCAAAGCCUGGUGCUCUCUAUCUUAAUAAGCCUCCCCACGCAGAUGUGUGUAGGCAUUCAUCACCCCUUCCACCCCCACGGUCCAUAAGGAAGGAAUGGGUGACGAAUCCCUAAGGACGUCUGUGUAAGAGGCUAUGUUAUCUCUUGAUGACAGUAAAAUUAUGUAGUCAGUUCACAAUCAGUUGCAAUAGCAUGCAGCUCCAUGUGUUUUUUUUUAAUAUUCAAAAUAAAACUUAAAGUGAUUGAAAUAAAAUGAAAUUUAAGUUAAAAUUAUUUCAAUGUACUUUGAUGAAUUCUCAAUUUCGUUCUUUCUACAGUAUUUCUAAUCAUUGGUCAGAAAAGAUAGUACUGUAGUAUUAAUUUUAACUAGGCUAGGAUUAGGGAACUUUUUUGUUUCUGUCAUUAUGAUUAGGCUAAUGGGAGGGAGACAAAGGCAAUUGAGAAACAAACUAGGCUGAAAUCAUUUUGACCUCUGUCAGAAUUAUUUCAUUUUAAAGGCAAAGAUUAAGUCUGUAAUUCUAUCAUUCCAAUACAAAUUUCAUUUUGAAUUACAACUGAUAAGUCUUUAUAUUUAUGAACUGGAGUUUUUUUAUUCAGGUUUUACAGGAUGCAAGAGUCAUUAAAGUAACAGUCAGUCAGGAUCCCAGGACAAGCAUUUCUCACAGAACAAGCACAGAGGGUGACCUGGCUAGAAGACGACCUGUGUUAUAGACCAUAAUUUGCACUAAGAGGUCAUUAUGUGAUAUUGUUUUUAUAAAAAUGUAAGUGAUAUAUGAUUUUACCUUUGAAAAAUCGCGAUUAUAGUGAAUCAUUACAAUUUUAAACAGUAGUGAUUUGGUUUUUCAAACCCUGCACCAUUUUCUUAAAAUGAGUAAGAUCGCAGCUGGUCACGUGUGACUAAAAAGUGAAUUAUAAAAUUAUGAAUAUCUCUUUCUGAACACAAAUUUUGCACUUAAACUUCAAGGAUUUCAAAUGUUAAAAACAUGAUGUGGUAACGUUUACAGCACAUUUGAGUGUUAAACCAUUUAAUGUGUAACAAGAUGCAAAAGCAAGGAGAAAGUAGUUGUGGCCACAUGGCGGCCAAUACAAAUCAAUUUCUUUUGUUAAAAAAAUCAAGGUUCCAUAAAAUAUGUUCCUUAAAUGUGUUUCCUCUCAAAUUCGGUGUGCAAUUUUUAUGUGCACUGUCAGUUUUUGGUAUUCAGCAAGAUUCCAACUCAUUGUUUUGAAAAAGGAAGCAUUGGUCAUGUGAGCUCUUAAUUUGAUGCAAUUAGUGGCCUAUUGAUGGUUGGUAGUUUUAAAAAUCUUAGUGAAUUAAGCUUUCAUUUUUGAACACAACUGUCAUGUCAGAAGGACUAAAGUUGUUAAUUGAUCCAGUUAGCGCUAGUCCUUUAUGUUUGUUUUUUACAGCCGAGCAAAUCGAGCUCGGGUCGAAGCAGCAGAAAUAUUUCAAGUUGAGGGGAAUUAUUCUUUAGGUAUAUCUUGACCAGUUGACUGUCUUUGAUGAAGAAUACCCAUUUUUUUAACAGCUCUGGCAAAUGUCUUAGAGAACACAGCCCUCUUUGGUGAUAUUCUUCUUGAACUUCCUGAUCAUAACACAUGA
Molecule: messenger RNA, 4017 nt
Organism: Porites lobata
Lineage: Eukaryota; Metazoa; Cnidaria; Anthozoa; Scleractinia; Poritidae
Source: the annotation of a GenBank genome assembly